Molecule: messenger RNA, 561 nt
Organism: Clonostachys solani
Lineage: Eukaryota; Fungi; Ascomycota; Sordariomycetes; Hypocreales; Bionectriaceae
Source: the annotation of a GenBank genome assembly
AUGUACCACAUUAUCCAGCCAGAUCCCCACAAUGGCUAUGGCCCGGAGAGGAUAGACACAGGGUUGAAUACUUGGUACAUUACAAUCGACGAUCACUGUGUUGACAGCGAAUGGGUGCUGGACUUCUCUGCUGCGAUUAGCAAGGGGCAAUGGGUGAAAAAUGAGGCUCCAAGCCUCUUGCCACACCUCAAGGGGGACCAAUUGACCAAGGUCAAAGACGAGGAGGAUGAGAACGACGAGGAAGAGGAAGAGGAAGAGGAAGAAGACGAAGAAGAAGAGGAAGAGGUGGACGAUGAUGAGGUGGCAGACGACGAGGAUGAAGCUGAGAGCUCUUAUGAUGACUUCGUGUGGGCUGAAGUAACGCUCAAGUCGCAGAAGCAACUCGACGAAGAAUUCAAUGGCGAGGAAACGGCCUGGAAGCUCGAGGAGUGGCGCCUGAACCUAGUUGCUCAGCAAAAACAUUUCCCAAAACACAAGGCUGGGGAUGAGAAUGACGAGUACGCGCAGUUGCUGAAGAAAAUGCUGAGAAUGUGCAAUGUGAAAAUCUCACAGAAGGAGUAA